This is a messenger RNA of Moneuplotes crassus, 1256 nucleotides long. NCBI's taxonomy places the organism in Eukaryota, Ciliophora, Spirotrichea, Euplotida, Euplotidae. The record is from the annotation of a GenBank genome assembly.
AUUUAGUAAAUAUGUUUCCAAGUAAGUUCGCGGAAAAUGAAUAAUUAUCAGGGUCAGGUCAAAGCAGUACAAUGAACAAUCCAUUUACAAAAAAAAGUGGAUCUAGGUCUGCUCAGAGACCAACUGGUUUUUCGAAAACUCCAACAAGAACUGGAAAUGCUUUUGGAGGAGGGAAUAAAGAAAAUAGUAAUCCUUUUGGAAGCAGACAAAGUGCAACUCCAAAUCCUUUUGAAAGGGCAAAGGGAAGUAAUUCAAAUACUUUUGGGGGUGGAGCUUCAUCCUCAAAUAUGUUCUCCAGAAAUAAUACAUCAAAGAAUCCAUUUGGGGGAGGCUCUUCUUCCCAAAAUAUUUUUGGAGGUAAUUACUCGAUAAGUGGGAGAGAAACAAACCACGAGAAGGAGGUACAGAUACUACUAUCAAAUUUUCACUCUAUGUUUGAUCCAGAAAGCCCAAAUAUGAUAUUUAAAGAGUAUCUUUUUAAUAGAUAUGGAGAUGAAGUUUCCAAAGGGGCCAGGUUUCAGUUCAGAAAUUACUUCGAAAAUCUUGGACAUGAUAAAAAGUACCAAAUGGCAAUGAGAAUGAACCCAGAUCCUGACAAAUACUACAUAAUGCCAAUUACCUCUUUUAAAGAGCUUUAUGAAAGAACUAAAUUAUUGAAAGAGGCAAGUAUGGAUCAAUUAAAGAAGGUAAAGGGUAUCAAAGAGAAGAUGAACAAUCUUGAAACUGUGAAGAAAAACAAAUGUCUAAGAGAUAUAAAAUAAAUGAAAGGAUACUUUCACCAGAAUUAGAGAGAAGUUGAUCAAAAUCCAAACAAAAGUAGACGAUAAGGCUAUAAAGAAAGAUCUCUGCAACUACGAUCACUCAAAAAGUAGUGAAAUGUACGAGUCCUUGAAGAGAAUUGAGAGAAAAUUGUUCGCUUCCGAUACAGUUAAGCAGAGAGUGAGGGAUAUCAAGGAGAAAUCAGAAGAGCUUUUAGAGCUGAGAGGGAAUGUAGAACAUCAGUCUGAAGAUUAUAUCGAUCAAGCAGAAAACUCAGAAAUCGAGAAACGAGCAUUUCCGAUCAUUGAAGUUCUUAAGGAACAACAGAAUGGCAUCCAUAUUUUGCUACAGAAGCUGAAAGAGAAAAAACAGCUUAUGGACGUCUGAGAUAAGAUGAAACAUCAAUAUUCUGAGUAUUAGACCAUUUCUCAGUAAGGACCUUGAAAGAUCUGCUAAAAUUAUCCCAUAUUUAAUUUUCCAAAAAUUACUAAAAUCAC